Messenger RNA from Hippoglossus stenolepis (Pacific halibut), 1356 nucleotides. It is a transcript of the gene tppp3, whose product is annotated as tubulin polymerization-promoting protein family member 3. Gene Ontology annotation, biological process: microtubule bundle formation; positive regulation of protein polymerization; microtubule polymerization. The record is from RefSeq and is a predicted model, not a curated record. The coding region runs from base 346 to 882 and encodes 178 amino acids. Lineage: Eukaryota; Metazoa; Chordata; Actinopteri; Pleuronectiformes; Pleuronectidae. Gene Ontology annotation, cellular component: microtubule. Gene Ontology annotation, molecular function: tubulin binding. The transcript is spliced from 4 exons.
ACGGACUGACAGAAGAAAGACAGGACUAGGUGAGGGACGGACUGACAGAAGAAAGACAGAGGACGAGGUGAGGGAUGGACUGGCAAGAGAAAGACAGAGGACUAGGUGAGGGACGGACUGACAGGAGAAAGAAAAGGACUAGGUGAGGCACGGACUGGCAGGAGAAAGACAGAGGACUAGGUGAGGGACGGACUGACAGAAGAAAGAAAAAGGACUAGGUGAGGCACGGACUGGCAGGAGAAAGACAGAGGACGAGGUAAGGGACGGACUGACAGGAGAAAGAAAAAGGACUAGGUGAGGCACGGACUGGCAGGAGAAAGACAGAGGACGAGGUUUUCUUGCAUCAUGGCGGACAGCGCGGACAUGGAGCAGCUGCUCGCGGCCUUUAAGAAGUUCGCCAUUCGUGGAGACACGAAGGCGAUGGGGAAGGAGCUGAACGGGAAGAACUGGGCCAAACUGUGUAAAGACUGUAAGAUCAUCGACGGCAAGAACGUCACCGUCACCGACGUCGAUAUCGUCUUCUCCAAAGUCAAACAGAAGACGUCUCGCGUCAUCACGUAUGAGGAGUUUCACAGAGCGCUGCAGGAGUUGGCUCCAAAGAGGUUCAAAGGUCAAAGUAAAGAGGAGGCGCUGCGGUCCAUCGUCGCCCUGGUGGAGGGAGGAGAACCGUCCAACGCCGGAGUGACGAAAGUGGCGAAGACGGCGGCUGUGGACCGUCUGACCGACGCGUCCCGCUACACUGGAUCACACAAAGAACGCUUCGAUGAGAGCGGCAAGGGCAAAGGUCGCGAGGGCCGCGAGGAGCUCGUGGACAACACUGGCUAUGUGGGAGCGUACAAGAACGCUGGGACGUACAACACCAAGAUGCAGGAUGAGAAGUAACAAGGCAAGAGGGGGCGCCUGCUGGAGGCUGACAGGAAGUACAGCUCCUACAGGACUGUGGAUCUGUGUGUGUGUGUGUGUGUGUGUGUGUGUGUGUGUGUGUGUGUGUGUGUGUGUGUGUGUGUGUGUGUGUGUGUGUGUGUGUGUGUGUGUGUGUGUGUGUGUGUAGACAUGGACAUGUCCAAAGUGGUGUAGUUUGUAAGUAGUGAUCAUGUGAUCAGUCUGCUCUCUGAUAGGUGGGUUUUCAUUUGACAGCUGUUAAACUAGCACGUAAGUGAUGUCACUUCCUGUCAGCUGACUAAUCUCCAAUCAAAUGUUCAAACAGCGGCAGCAUUUGGAUCGAUGUUGUUUAAAACUGGAAUCUGACCUUUGACCUUUGCUACAAAGUUGAAAUCAUGAAAAAUGUGUCUUAAUGUUUGUGUUGACGAAACUGGAAACAAAUGUAUUGAACCAAUAAAGAACGAAAACACAGUU